Mastomys coucha (southern multimammate mouse) is the source of this 3489-nucleotide messenger RNA. RefSeq names its product olfactory receptor 8S1-like. Gene Ontology annotation, cellular component: membrane. The transcript has 5 exons. Gene Ontology annotation, biological process: G protein-coupled receptor signaling pathway. The record is from RefSeq and is a predicted model, not a curated record. Bases 1449 to 2378 code for a protein of 309 amino acids. NCBI's taxonomy places the organism in Eukaryota, Metazoa, Chordata, Mammalia, Rodentia, Muridae. Gene Ontology annotation, molecular function: olfactory receptor activity; G protein-coupled receptor activity.
AUUCUACCAGACCAUAGUUCCUUGCUCUGGACCCUUCACACAAAGCCGGAACGCCCUUCACGCAAAGCCGGAACGCCCUUCACGCAAAGCCGGAAAGCCCUUCACGCAAAGCCGGAAAGCCCUUCACGCAAAGCCGGAAAGCCCUUCACGCAAAGCCGGAACGCCCUUCACGCAAAGCCGGAACGCCCUUCUGCGCUGUGUAUUGCCUCUCCUCUAUUGGAAAGAACCACACCUGACUGAGCACUAAGAGGUCUCAGUCUCUCAAGAGACAUUUCUUCCAUCUUAAGAUCCUUCUGUCACUGUCUAAGAGCUACAGAUGGAGGGACGUGGUGCCUCUGCAAUCAUAUAUUGAAACCAAAUCCCCAUCGUGAUGGAUUUUGGAAGUAGGGCUUUGGAAGGUGGUUAGAUCAUAAGGCUGGAGUUCUCGGAUUAGUGAGACUAGUGUCGUUAUAAAAGACAUUGCCUAUCCCAUUUCCACUAUGCCAAAACAAAACAAAACAAAAAACCCCAAAACAACAACAACAACAACAACAACAAAAAACUCAAGAGCCAAGAUCCAGGAAGUAGCCUGGCUCUGGUCAGUGGAGACCAGGCUAAGACCUGCCUGGACCCCAUUAGAUAGUAAAUUGUUCUGGGGUUUUCCAACUUCCAGAACCAUGAGGAACAAAUUUCUGUUGUUUAUAAGCCACUAGUCUAUGACAAGUGUCACAUGCUGUGACAACAGUGUUAACCAAGAUAGUAGGUGACUAGCCUGCAUGGAGUGGAAAAGUGGCUUCAGAAAAAACCAGGUUCAGCUUGGCUGGAAGGAAGCCAGAGUCCAUCUGUGAUCCAGACAUCAGGUCUUCAGAUGAGACUCUAGGACAAACUCCUUACCUUAUCCCUUAUCUCCAUACCCAGACCUUGGCAUCUUUGUUUACCUCGAAUCCGAGCAUCUUCCUGAAGCUGAAAGAGAAUGAGGAUUCGGCGGUCAGAGACUUAGAAGGUACCCCUGGACGGUAAAAACGGAACGGUAAAAUGGAAUCAUAUAGAGACUUAAAAUGCAGAGGCGAACAUCACUAAAGGACACACCAUGAGCACAACCCUGGAGAGACACUUUCAAGAUGAAGAGACGCGCCAGGCGGUUACUCUCCAGCCAGCCUCCCUUUUCAGCCGUGUCUAGUUGCUGUCAGUCUUCUGCUAAGGACUCUUGGUUUAGCUACUGAGCUUUCCAAUUCUGGAUGCAGACCAGCUGAGUAAAUUAAAUCUACAGAGGGGUCAUCCAUGCUGCCAAAGUCCAGAAAGGCUUAUCGAGGGGUGAGCGCACAUCUUUAUGCACAAAAGAUCUUAAACAGAAUUGGCAACAUCAGUCCCUGAGAUCGGAUGGUUGUACAGUCUCUUCUGAAUUUCUCCUGCAUUCAGAGAUACGCCAAAUAUCCUAGGAAAAUGGGACACAUCUGCACAGGGAGAAGAUGGAGCAAGCCAUGAGGAACCACAGUGCUGUCCAUGAGUUUGUUCUUCUCGGACUAUCCACCGACCCCUACAUUCAACCUGCACUUUUCGUCCUGUUCCUUCUGGUUUACCUCCUCACCGUGGUGGGGAACUCCCUGAUGCUGUUCGUGAUUGCGGCUGAUUCUCAUCUCCACACACCUAUGUAUUUCUUCUUGAGACAGCUGUCCUUCCUGGACCUCUGCCAUUCUUCUGUCACAGCUCCCAAAAUGCUAGAGAAUCUACUUUCUGAUGAGAAAACCAUCUUGAUUGAAAGUUGCUUGGCUCAGGCCUUCUUCGUCUUCGCCACUGGUGGCACGGAGGCCUGUCUCCUUGCAGCGAUGGCCUAUGACCGCUACAUUGCCAUCGGCUCCCCUUUGCUCUACAGCCAGCUGAUGAGUAGCCAGCUCUGCUUGGGGCUGGUAUGGCUCUCCUGGGGUCUGGCCUUUGUGGAUGCUCUCCUCAAUACCCUUCUGGCUGUCAGUUUAGAUUUCUGUGAGGACCGGACAAUUCCUCACUUCAGCUGUGAGCUGUCUUCUCUCUUCCCUCUGUCUUGCUCUGACACUGCGGCCAACUUCACACUCCUGCUCUGCUCCUCUGUUGUGCACUUCUUUGGAACCCUUGUCAUGAUUGUUUGCUCUUAUGGCCGCAUCGUCUCCGCCGUCCUGAGGGUCAGCUCCAGCACCGGGAGAAGCAAGGCCUUCUCUACCUGUUUGUCACAUCUCACUACUGUCAUCUUGUUCUACGGCUCGGGGUUCAUCAGUUAUCUCUUACCGGUUUCAGGGUCCCCCCUGGAGAUGGUCUUCUCCUUGCAGUAUAGUCUGAUCACCCCCAUGCUGAACCCCCUCAUCUACAGCCUAAAGAAUAAGGAAGUGAAGGCAGCAGUGGGAAGAAUGAUCAGAAAACAUUUUUAGCCAUUUGAAUAUCACACACCUCAUUAUGAUAAGAAAAGACAAAGAACCUCGGUGCUACGUGAUCAAAUAAUGGUCUUUGAGGGGAGUUUUUGGUUGUCCAUGAUGGAAGGUGCUACAAGCAAGCCUCUUGCUCUUUUGGAAAUAUUUGUGAAAGAAGCAGAGACCUUUUAAGAUAAUAGAUCUUAUUCAGAAAGUGAUAAAUGGAUCAGCGAACCCUCUUUUCCAGAAGAGUAUCUUACAGAAAUGUUCAUUUUUCAUGUCUGCCUAAAUAGCUGUUGUUGCUGGCAGCUCACCACUAUUCCUGUUUAAAAGAACAUAUCCAAAGUUUUCAGGAAAUCUGACUCUCUCAGAAGCAGACAACCAUCACGGGGACGGGGUGACCCUGUGGCCCAGGAGACACUGACGAUUCUGUCUUUUUCUCCUGAUGAAGCAUCCCAACCCAGACAUUCUUACCCAGAGUGAAAUCAUGACUCAAGAGAUGUUAUCCAGGACAUUCAAAUAGUAAUUAUAAACAAGAAGAAAUCCCUAGAACCAAACCUAGGAGCGAUAUGUUAAGAAGGAAUAACAAUGUCAAAUUUGAUAUAUUUCUUAACUUGUGCCAAGAAGUGUACUACAUUCCUGGGGUAACAACAGGCUCCCACUUAUGACUCCUGGGACCUCUGAACAGAUCUACUUCAGACUAUAACAGAAGAAGAGUAUCCUAGAUUGUCCAUGGGGGUCCAACACAAUCACACGAAUCUGUAAAGGUGCAAGCAUUCUACAGCCAGACACAGAAAGGGCCAGGCGGUCAGGAAGGACAGAGACAAUGGAAGCACAAGGACGAUUUAGUGUCACCCCUACCUCUCAGUGCUGGUGUUCUUGAUGAGAAGGUCACGAGGCAGGAAUUGUGGCCAGCUUCUGGAAGUGGAGAACACCAGCCAAUAGGAAGAGGAGAGGCAGAAAACCCACUUCUUAGUACUGAGCUUUGCCAGGAGCCCAGGGCAGAGCCAGAGGAGGCUGAAGAGGCAUCAGGAGCCCAGAGGAGGCUGAAGAGGCAUCAGGAGCCCAGAGGAGGCUGAAGAGGCAUCAGGAGCCCAGAAGAGGCUGAAGAGGCAUCAGGAGCCCAGCGGAG